This is a messenger RNA of Drosophila miranda, 4893 nucleotides long. It is a transcript of the gene E2f1, whose product is annotated as transcription factor E2f1. Gene Ontology annotation, biological process: regulation of transcription by RNA polymerase II. Bases 1264 to 3720 code for a protein of 818 amino acids. Gene Ontology annotation, molecular function: RNA polymerase II cis-regulatory region sequence-specific DNA binding; protein dimerization activity; DNA-binding transcription factor activity, RNA polymerase II-specific. The transcript has 6 exons. Gene Ontology annotation, cellular component: RNA polymerase II transcription regulator complex. The record is from RefSeq and is a predicted model, not a curated record. Lineage: Eukaryota; Metazoa; Arthropoda; Insecta; Diptera; Drosophilidae.
UCUGUGUGGAUUUUGUUGGUUUUUGCCGGUUGCUGCUGUCGUCGUGGCUGCGACUCCAGGCGGCACUUUUCGUUUACGUGGUGGCCCAUGAAGUUCGGUGCGCUCCGUUUCGUCUCGCUGUAUCCUCCCCCCACACCCGCAGCAUGUGAGAAAAAACUGGGCAAAGAAAAGAAAAAAGAAACCAAUCAAAAAACCAAAAGACUGCCCUGCAAAAACACUACAACCGUAAUUAUUUAAAUAGUAAUAUUAGUAAAUAGUUAGAAGUGUGCGCGCGCGCGUGUAACAGUUAUGUGAUAUCUACAACAAAAACAACAACAAAAACAACAACAACAACAACAACAACAGCAACAACAACAACAACAACAAAACCCCAACCAACAAACCAACAACACGAAUGAGUAAUUUUUGUAACUGCUGACGUCACACACCGCACGCCCCGUCUGUCGCCAUCGUAGUAAAAAUUUCCCACACUCUCCAAACCCACCCACUCACGCACUCGCUCGCACACACACCCGGAACAAACACCCCCGCAUCGUACACAUGUUGAGAAGGAACAUUUUUGCGCAUUAGAAGAGGUGGAAGAGAGAGGAGAGUGUGGAGUGUGGAGUGCUGAGUGCAGAGAAGAGUGAAGGUGGAGCAGAAAGAAGAACCGUACCAGAGUGACGGAAGAGAAAGAAAGAUCAUCAGCAGCACGAAGAAAAACUGCAAAUAUGUAUAUGAAACGUGUGUGAUAUUCAAUGGGAAAGAAGAGGAAGCAGAGCGGCAAAGCAGUGGUAGCGGAAGAAGUGCUGCCAGCGACAACGUAGGCAGGCAGCAGAGGUGAGAGCAGCAGACCGGCAUUGGUGGUGUUGUGUGUGAUAUAUAAAAAACCGAAAUAUGUGAAACGGCGAAAGGAAAGGAGAAAGCAGAAAUCAACGGAAGCAAACAAAAUAAAACCAAUAGAAAAGGACGAAAAUAAGUCUGUCCAAAAAUUCCAAUUUAUAGAUGUGAAGAAUCCCUAGGUGCUAAUUUAGUUGAUAAGAGCAAAAGAAGCAGAGAGAGAGAGAGAAAGAUAACAUACACACACACACAUAGAGUACAAUAUUAACACUGCUAUCAACGCCAAGUAAAUUUCAAACUGGGUGGCAACCUUUUGUUCGAGCGGGCACCCAAAAGUAUGCAACAGGAAAACCCCAGCCACGACUAAAGAGAGAGAGAGAGAGAGAGAGCGAGAGCGAGAGCGGUUAUUAUUUCUUCUUUCCCCUGCGGAUAACUGCAGCCGAAAUGUCCAAAUAUUUCGUGCCUGUUGUACCAAACAGCAGCAGCACAAACGGAAACAACAGCAACGGCAACACCACACAGCGGCAACAACAGCAUUAUGGUACAGGUGCCAUCAGCACAGGUCACACUUUUGUGGCACGAAAACUCAACUAUGACAUAUUGGGGGGAAGCGGCGGCACAAACCACAACAACAACAAUAUUGUGAUCAAAAGCGAAAUGCUGGAUCUGGACUACGACCAUGGCUUAAGCAGCAGCGACAGCAACAGCAACAGCAAUAGCAACAGCAACAGCAACAGUGGAGUGGCCGCACACCUGAGGGAUCAUGUGUACAUCAGUCUGGACAAGAUACCCGCAACAGUGGUCAAUGCCCAACAGCAGCAGCUGCCACAGCAACAGCAACGGGGUGGCAGUGUGACCAGUAAAUCGAAUGAUAUCACCAAGUACUACAAGGUCAAGCGCCGGCCGCAGCCCGUCACCGAUGAGAUACAUCCGAAGAAGCAAGCGAAGCAGGGCCUUCUGCAUCAGACUGUUGGCUAUCAGAAGCAUGCUGUGGCCAACAGUACGCCCCAGCAUCAGGAGCAACAGCCACAGCAUCCACAGCACCGCCGCCACCACCAGCAUCACGAGCACGAGCUAGAUAUAGAGGAUGAUGUGUCGGAGAGAAGCGGCGGCAAGCCGUCGGCUACGCAACAUUCGUUUGUGCUGACAACGCCCCAACAGCAGCUGUCCGCCUCAGCAAGCAGCUCAUCGGCCGGCGAUCGCAAUCGGGCCGAUACCUCGUUGGGUAUAUUGACCAAAAAGUUUGUCGAUCUGCUGCAGGAAUCGCCCGACGGCGUUGUCGAUCUGAACGAGGCCUCCAACCGUCUGCGCGUGCAGAAGCGUCGCAUCUACGAUAUCACCAACGUGCUCGAGGGCAUCAAUAUAUUGGAGAAGAAGUCCAAGAACAACAUCCAAUGGCGGGGCGGACAAUCGAUGGUCAGCCAAGAGCGCUCGAGGCGCAUAGAGGCCGAAUCCGAGCGUCUGGAGCAUCGGGAGAACGAGCUCAAUAUGCGCCUAGAUCAGAUGCGGGACGAGCUGGCGAAAAUCUCCAAGGAAGUGGAGAAUGCCGGCGGCAUGGCAUAUGUGACGCAAAACGAUCUAUUGAACGUGGAUCUGUUCAAAGAUCAGAUUGUGAUUGUAAUCAAGGCGCCACCAGAGGCCAAGCUUGUGUUGCCCAACACAAAGUUGCCGCGUGAGAUUUACGUGAAGGCCGAGAACGGGGAGAUCAAUGUCUUCCUCUGCCAUGACAAUUCGCCGGAGAAUUCGCCAAUCUCCUCGGGCGCUGGUUAUUUCGGGGCACCGGGUGCCGGAUGUGUGCGUACCGCAACAUCGACACGACUGCACCAUCUGACCGGCCAGCGAAUGAACGAUCCGCUCUUCAACAAUAUAGAUGCAAUAAGCACGAAGGGGUUAGGUCCCACACCAUAUCGCUCGGCCCAGCGUAACCUCAGCAAAUCGAUUGAGGCCGCCGCCGCUGCACAGCAAUCCUCCCAGCCUGAAUAUAAUAACAUUUGUGAUAUUGCGAUGGCCCAGCAGCAGCAGCAGCAUCAUCCUCAGAACCAGCAAACCGAAGACGAUGAUGUGGAAGCGGAGCUUCAACAGCUGGUGCCUACGCUCACCCAUCCGGUGGUGCGCAGCCAUCCGUACGGCCAGCAACAGCUUCACCAUCAGCUGCAUAACUCCAUCCAGCAGCUGUAUAGCAGCUUAACCGAAUCCUCUCCCACCACGCCCACGACAAGGCGUCGGGCGGCAGCAGAAGCUGCAAUUGCCGCGGGACAUCCCACAGCAACAACCACAGCAACCACUACGCUUAAUAGUCAUAACAGCAGCAGUUCCCAACCUCCCACAAUAGGCUACGGCAGCAGGAGCAGUCAGCCACCUCCUCCACCUCCACCGCACCACCAUCAUCAGCAACAGCAGCAGCAACGACGUAGCGAUGUGCCUAUGUAUAAUUGUGCAAUGGAAGAUGCCGCCACCACAACAGAAACAGCAGCAGCCACAAACCGAGAUGCAGCGACAGCAUCAUCAUCUUCCUCCUCCUCCUCCCUGCAUAUGCAGUUCGCGGCAGUGGCUGGGAACGAGGGGAGCCACAGCGGCAGCGGCAGCGGCAGCGGCAGCUAUGGCGGCAACCUGUCCGGCGCUGGCGCCAGUGCGGAUCAUCAACAGCUAUACAUCCAAAAUCGCCAUAACCUGCCUCUGCCGCUCAGUAUGGGUGACUGCGAUGCGAGCAACAACAGUAGCAAUGUUACGCUUCAGGGCCUCGAUGCUUUCUUCAAUGAAAUGGGCCCGGACUACUUCAGCCAUGAUAUGGCCUUUGUGUCCAUCAAUCCGCCGGAUGAUAAUGAGUAUCCGUAUGCGCUCAAUGCAAACGAGGGUAUCGAUCGUCUGUUUGACUUCGGUUCCGAACCCUACGAACCCUAAGAGGAGACACAUCCCCACACACACACACAAACACACAUAUAUAUCAUAAAAUAUAUAUACAAAAUUCUGGGAUUCUGGGGGUGUUUAUAAUUUAAAAUUAUAUACAAAAAAUGGCAAACAAAAGAAAAAAGCAGAAACAAAACCAGCACAUUACAAAUUUAUUAAUAAAUUAUAUAAAUUGCAAAAACUACAAAACACAAAAAAAAACAAAAUAUAUAAGAGAAAACAAAAAUCAGCAAACUUAAUGAAACUAAGUUGUGUGUAAAGUUUUAAGCGUAAAGUUAUACAUUUAAAUUUAUAACCCAAAACUAAUUUAAGCAAAAAAAACCUACUCUACGAAGAAAACUCAGCCUCACAAAAGAAAAAUAAGCAAACAUUUUAUAAAAACCAACAUUUCAAUUUUAGCCUUUAAAAAAAUAUGCAAGAAGGAGAAUCAGGAAUAAGCGGUAUAAGAAUAGGCAACACGAUAUACACGUUUAUAUAAGUUCGAAUACUUCCUACUCUCAUCCAGGAACCUAUUUCGGACUAGAACUGUCUGUAAAUUACUAAAAACACACACACAUAAUUUUUAAAAAGAAAACAAACCUAGUAAUAUAUAUAAAAUCUAUAUAUAUAUAUAUAGAACCUAAACAAUAAAAUGAAAAUCAAUUUCAAAUUGUAAAAAAAAUACGAAUGUUGAAAUUUGCUUCAAAAUUUCCAACAGAGCAAGAAGAUAAAGAAGACACACAACUUGGGCCCCACUUCUCUCUGAAAAACUCCCCCUUAAAACAGUUUUUAGUUACGCAUGAAACCCCCUUCUCUCUACUCAGCCGUUGUCUCUUCUGUAAUUUAUUCAUUGGCCUGCAUGGAUUGAUUUUUAAAUUAUUAUUAUUAAAGCUAAAACUAUUGUACCAUAAUAAUUUGUUAUUGUUAUACAAUUUAAGCUAUAAACACACCAACACACAACACAACAUGGGCCCAAUAGCAGUUUGUUCAUACUAGAAGCCAAAUCAUCCCACAAGCAAACCACUUAACAGAGUCAACUACAAGUACAUAAAUACCUAUUUUACCUAUUUAAACUCUCGCCUAGAAGUUAAACUAAACCAUUAAAAGCAACAAAAAACCAACAAAUCAUAAAAUUGUAUAAAGAAGCAACAACAAAUAAACACGGAAAGAGAAACCCAACAGAAAAAA